Messenger RNA from Colletotrichum destructivum, 583 nucleotides. RefSeq lists its product as uncharacterized. The coding region runs from base 91 to 531 and encodes 146 amino acids. The transcript is spliced from 4 exons. Lineage: Eukaryota; Fungi; Ascomycota; Sordariomycetes; Glomerellales; Glomerellaceae. The record is from RefSeq and is a predicted model, not a curated record.
CGCCGUAAUCAAGGCACCGGGGAAAGCAAUCCAGCCCAUCAACCCAUACAAGUACACUCUCCGUGACCCCUCUCCACGUCCCAGCCCGCAAUGUCCAUCUCCGCACGCGUCUUCAAGAACGGCUUCAUCCCCGCAGUCCGAACCCUUCCCCGCGCCACCAGCAAGACCGCCUCACCGUUCGGCCUCGGAUACUACCGCAACAUGGCCACCAGCGCAAAGGAGUUCCUGUGCAUCCUGCCGGACAAGCCGGACACGCUCGCCCAGCGGCUGGAAGUUCGACCCACGCACUUGGCCAACGCCCAGGCUCAAGCGGGCAAAGGAAAGGUGGUUGUUGGCGGCGCCAUGUUCGAGGAGCACCCCGCGGAGGGCACGACGCCCAGCUUCAAGGGCAGCGUCAUCAUCUACACGGUCCAGAACGCCGAGGAGGCCUGGGAGCUUAUCCGGAACGACAUUUACGCUCAGAAGGGCGUGUGGGAUCUCGACAAGGCCCAGGUGAUCCCGUUCAAGUCGGCUGUGAGAGAGUCCUUGUAACUGUAACCUUGGAAGUGCUCAUAAUCAAACAUUCGGCUUUUGACUACCUCAU